AUGUCGAUCUAGAAUAUCUCUUGUCCAUCUUAGACUUGCGCAGGCAUUGCUUUUCACCGCUGAUUGAAAUUGUGAGAAGUGGUAAAUUUGCAAUCUUCACUUACGAUCGCCCAAAACUACGUCACCAGCGAGCGCAUUGCGACUUUAGCCAGCAUCAGGACCUGACUCACCUCGAGUUCGUCUCAUCUCAUCUCAUCUCAUUUUCUUCUCACUUAGACCAACCAAUACACCACACAACUCAUCAACUCACCAUGGCGUUCACAAUGCACUCCCACUCGGGGCAAUUCUGCCCAGGCCACGCAAAGGACCAGCUCGAGGCCAUCGUCCAGCAUGCCAUCAGCAUCGGCUACAAGACCAUGGGUCUGACGGAACACAUGCCCCGUCUAGAAAUCGGAGAUCUCUACCCUGAAGAGCUCGAAGAAGGAGACCCCCAAACAGCCCUCUCCGUCCUCGCCCCCCGCCACGAAGCCUACCUCGCCGAAGCCCAGCGCCUGCGCGAAAAGUACGCCCCGCAAAUCGACCUCCUCAUCGGCUUCGAGGGAGAAUGGUACCGCCCGGCCUACGGGCCCUUUAUCAAGUCCCUCGCGUCUCACCCGGCGGUGGACUACUUCAUCGGGUCCCUGCACCACGUCAACGCCAUCCCCAUCGACUACAGCCGGGACAUGUACGUCGAGGCGAUGAAGUCGGCCGGCCCCGACGAGGAGACCAUGUACGCGCGGUACUACGACCAGCAGCACGAGAUGCUGACGGCGCUGGAGCCGCGGGUGGUGGGGCAUUUUGACCUCGUGCGGUUGAUGAGCGAGGACCCGGGGCGGGAUGUGAGGUUGUGGAAGGGGGUGUGGGAGAAGAUUGUGAGGAAUUUGGAGGUUGUGAGGGGGUAUGGGGGGUUGUUGGAGUGUAAUAGCAGUGCGUUGAGGAAGGGUCUUGAUGAGCCUUAUCCGUGUCGGCCUAUUGCCGAGGCAUGGUUGGCAAUGGGCGGACGCUUCACAUUCUCAGACGAUAGCCACGGCAUCGCACAGGUCGCGACGAAUUACAAGCGCAACGUCAACUACCUCGAGAGCCUGGGCGUCAAGGAGGUCUUCACAUUUGAGCGUGGGCCGGUGGAGGGGGUCAACGGGGAUGCCAAGGCCGUGUUGCGGGAAAAGGGCGUUGCGUUGGCGGCGUUUCAGGAGAACUUCAACUAGAGAGAGGCAGAGCGAUAGAGUUAAGACGAACGUGGGAGAGGAAGACGAAAGUGUGUGUGACAGAGAGAGAGAGAUCCCCGGUGUAGACAGAAUAGACUUAGAGGUGUGAGAUAGAUGAACGUGUCGGUAAAGGUCAUGCAUGGUUUGCGGUCGACUGUAUCAUUCUAUGGUGCAAUUGCUUUAAUGUCAAGCGCUUCACUACGACGAAUGUUUGAAGUCAUGAGCUAUAGAGCGAUUGAGUGGG
This is a messenger RNA of Colletotrichum phormii, 1428 nucleotides long. RefSeq names its product histidinol phosphate phosphatase HisJ family protein. The transcript is spliced from 3 exons. The record is from RefSeq and is a predicted model, not a curated record. Lineage: Eukaryota; Fungi; Ascomycota; Sordariomycetes; Glomerellales; Glomerellaceae. Gene Ontology annotation, cellular component: cytoplasm. Gene Ontology annotation, molecular function: histidinol-phosphatase activity. Gene Ontology annotation, biological process: L-histidine biosynthetic process. The coding region runs from base 252 to 1184 and encodes 310 amino acids.